Molecule: messenger RNA, 786 nt
Organism: Guillardia theta CCMP2712
Lineage: Eukaryota; Cryptophyceae; Pyrenomonadales; Geminigeraceae
Exons: 2
Coding region: 144-719 (191 amino acids)
Molecular function (GO): acyltransferase activity, transferring groups other than amino-acyl groups
Source: RefSeq, a predicted model, not a curated record
GUUUGCAAGCCUCCAUGCAGGGGGUCCCAGCAGCGGCGGGAGAGCUCGGGAAGUGCGAGGAGUGAAAUUCUCUUCUCCUGCACACCUUCUGACUACAUUUCUACGUCACCCCCCCCCUUCCUCCUCCUCCCCUUCAGUUCACCAUGGUCGCGGGAUACUCGCGGAAAGUCUGUGAUGUGGAGAUUCGACAACUGUGCAUGGAAGACCUGGACGACGUGAUGGUACUACAGCAGGAGAACUAUGCGCCAGAGCUGCUGGAAGGACGCGAGGUCUUUGAGAGCAUCAUCAGGUAUCAAGCUCAGUUCUGCCGUGCGAUUGUGCAUGCAGAGAGUAUUGUUGGCUAUCUCUUUGCUCACUUGCACGCACGCGAUGGCCCGCCUCCAGCGUUGGCAGUGGCUCUACAUGAGCAGAGCUUCCCGUCAGAUGGUCUAGUCUUCAUCCAUGAUGCAUGCAUCUCCAAGAAGUUCCAGGGCCGCGGGCUCCUGCGCUUGAUGUUGAGCACCAUUGAUCAGCGUGAAGGCAUGGCGUGUGUGGCUGUGCAAGGGGCGGAGGUUGUGUGGAAGAAGUUGGGCUUCUUAGCAGUGCGAAGCGCCGGCGACUGCGGCUACGGAGAUGGUUCCUUGUUGAUGAUUCGGGACUCCCCUCGUGUGGAGGAGGAGGGUGUGCUCCUGAGCGAUGCUCAGCGGCCUCUCUCUCGACCCAUCGCUGUGAGGUCAUGAGCAAGAGCAAGUGCCCAACCAAGGGAGGCUUCAUAACUCUGCGAUAAACCAGACUGAAAGAUCUGCC